Molecule: messenger RNA, 958 nt
Organism: Chara braunii
Lineage: Eukaryota; Viridiplantae; Streptophyta; Charophyceae; Charales; Characeae
Source: the annotation of a GenBank genome assembly
AGUACUGCACGAAAAAAAUUGCACAUUCUAUCUUCAGACCGUCUCCCUCAUGGUAGUUGGUGCCGACGUCGUGUUGACUGCAAAAUCAUGAGCGGAUACCCUUUUAAGGGUAUCAACUCCGACACCGGUAACAACCCCUCACAGGAAAAAGAGGCGGACACAAAGGGGAUUGAGCGAAUGGAUGGUGAGGGAGAAGGUAAGGCAGAGGGUGCAGAGGGUGGCAUAGGGAGAAAGGAGGAGGAGGGGAAGUUGGUAAGGGGUAUUUCGAUGGCUGAGGGAGAAGGAGAGGGGAGAGGGGAGACUGAGGAUAAGAUCGAUAACAACCCAUCACAGGAGAAAGAGGCGUCAAAGGAGGGUAAUGUUGAUCAAACGGAGACUAUAGAUGCCUUAGGUCUGAUGCACCUAGUUAAUAAACUAGACUCGGAAGCCCUUGGUUUCGUGCGUGUUACAGAAGAAGCUGCAAAACCCCUGGAAUCGCACAUGCAAGAGGUGAGGAGACAAGAGGACAACCAUGAGGAACAGAUGAUACAAAGUGUGGAGGCGGAACUAAAAGGCAAGGAGCUGAGUCUGGAGGACUCUACAGCCUCGGAGGAGGUUGGGCGAAAGAUUCGGUUCAAGACGAAGGAAUCUGCCAAGAAAGUAGGUACGAAACCUUCGAAGAAAACCAAGAAAUUGGACCGAGAGUUGCAGAAUGCAGACUCAGAGGUGAUACGCUCCCGUGACUCUGUGCCAUGAAUACUUUCCCUGCUAAAAAGAGAAGAUUAGAUAAUGGUUUGAUGAUGCUACGUAAGUACUACGUAGAAGAGCAGGAUGAGAAUAUGAAAAGCUUGGAAAUUGGGCCGGUGGAUAACCGAAAGAGAUCACUUGGGGCAAGAGCAAAAAAACAGGAAUUGAGCUUCGCUGCACCAAUGAAGACACUGUCCAGAACGGACAAAGCUAAUAAAACGGUCAAAGAAGU